Bombus huntii is the source of this 9257-nucleotide messenger RNA. RefSeq lists its product as uncharacterized. The transcript is spliced from 9 exons. Lineage: Eukaryota; Metazoa; Arthropoda; Insecta; Hymenoptera; Apidae. The record is from RefSeq and is a predicted model, not a curated record. The coding region runs from base 924 to 3521 and encodes 865 amino acids.
UCUAUUUCGUCGUCUGCAUUAAAGGCCAAGUGACAGCUCGAACUAUAUUGUUGACAUUCGUAUGAAAAUUACGCUACCGCGUCGUACUCACGAAAAAUGUAAUUUUAUAUAUUAUUAAGAUCGAGAUAUACAAGUGGACUUUCUCUUUUUUUUCAUUGAUAUAAAAACUUUAAUUAAACGAUAUCGGUGAAUUGUGUAUACAUAAGAAGGAAACUCCGAAUUAAAUGAUAAUCGGUGUUUGAGGAAUAUAAUUGCAUUGGGCUAAUAGAUUUGAAGCGCUUAGCGAUUACGAUUAAAGUGGUACCUAUAAACCCUUCGAGCUGUUCCAUAUUGAUUAGUAUCUUUUAGUAGUUCUAACAAUGACUGCUUAUUGGAAAACUCUGUUCAAGCACCGUCGUAAACGUUGUUCUCAGUAGUACGUUCUCGACAGUGAACGAUAAAGUGCGUGCGUAAAAGUGAAUCAAUCCGUAUGGUAUUACGCGCAGUUACUACGGCGUCACUUUCUAAAAAGAAAAUAUUACUUUUUUUUAUUGAUAAUCAAUUUUUUUAAUGGUCUUGAUGUAUAUUGAUAAAUCCGUGUAAAAACGUUGCCAUUAAGGGUGUCCAUGGUGUUUUUGCAUCCGAUUUCACGCCCCUCUCGUGACAUAGGAAAAUAGAAACUGACGAUCGUUUCCGCGAAUUAGGAUUAUCGUUGGUGACUGGUUCAGCGAUUGAUCUGUUCGGUAUUUCAUUAAAGAUUCGAGGUCCAGUGAGGGAGAAUCGAUCAGUGGUCCCGGGUGUAUGUGGUAACGGAAACAACGCGAUCGAUUCGAAUCGGUGAAAUUGUAAAAACGUGGUGAAACGAACAAAGAGAAAGACGGUUUCGGAAUGACCUGUGGCGGUGGCAAGAUCUCGUUAGAAAUAUCGGGUGGGGAGGAGGAGGCAUGGAAGCUGAAGCUGGUCGGCAGUCUCACCAUCAGGGGCUGCAGCUUACCCUGCCAUCCCCGGGAAUCCCCGGACUAGACGUUGUCAGGGCCUUGCAUCAGACUGUGAUAUCGCUGCGCUCCGCGCUGGAUUCUUCGCGGGAAGAGCUUCGCCGUCUUAAGCAGAGCGUUGGUGAUUUUUCUGGCGAGAGCUACGUUGACGUCGUCGAGAGGCUCGCUCUUGAGAAUCACGUCCUUAGGCGAAAGAUUCUAAGCAGGAAUAGUGAGUUUUCUAGUGAUGCUGCCACAAGCCCGCCACCCCAGGCCCGUCUUUUUUCACUCGCAGUAGAAGACGUCAAAGAUCUGUCAGAGCAAGCAGGCGUACUCAUGGACGCGUCCAGGGACAAAGUCGACAUGGAGGACACGGCAGAGGCACCUAAGCCGGUCAUCGAGCCUCGUACCGAUAGCAACACCAGUGGUAACGGCGAGAUUCCCGAUCUGCAGUCUCGUACAGUCGAGAAAGUGCCUAACAGUCAUGUAGAAUCCUCGUCCAAAUCGGAAUCCAGGAGUCAGACGUCGAAGUGUACGAUGUCGAGAGACGCGACUGUUGUUAAAUCUCAGGCUGGAAUAUCUGGUGUCAGUUUGGACGAUACGGUGAAGAGCGGGACUUCGAACGACCUGGCUUCCGCCUUGACGAAUAGACGAUCCAAGGACGUCGAGGCGGAGGAUGGGAACGCGGCGCAGGUCGAUCACUUGGAGGUGCCAGAGAAGGAUCUCGAGGAUCUGAGCUUGAAAUCUGUUUCCGACGGAGACAAUUCGGUGUUCAGCGAUAAUCCGGACACGCAAGUGUUGCAGCAACAUCAACGCCAGAAUCAAUUGGCCGACCAGCCGAAGCCGAACGAUCAAUCCGAGAACGAGUCCGAGGAGUUGGACGAUAUCGAGCUGAUAUUCACCACGGACGAAACUUGUCGCGAUCUUGGUCUUCAGGAAGAUCUGGUCUCCAUAACCGAGACCGAAACUUGGCCACAGUCUGCGCCUACUGGUCAACCGGCGUUGUUGAAGUACGCUAAAUCAGCCGAGGGCGAGUCCUUGGUGUGCAACGGUGAGAAGACCAGCUCCGUCGAGGAAGCGGUUUCUUCGCAAAGCUCGAGCAUCGAUCGCGAGGAAAGCGUGGAUAGGUUCGACGAAAGUUCCAGCACCAGGUUGAACAAAAUAUGGUCUCAGUGCUCGGUGCUGGUCGAAACAGAUAUCAGCAAGUGUGGAGUUGUCGAAGAACCUGAGCAUGCUACCAGACAAGCGGUCAGAAGGAACACUUUAGCCGCGCCACCUACUGCAUACAGACCGAUCAUUCAUCGUGAAGCUUUAGCGGGUAGUCGACGAAAGAGCGCGGCACCAUUGAGACCGGUGAUGGACAGAAUCAGCGGAGCAAGACGAGAGUCUGGUGCCCAAACUGACAUUUCUGCGCUUCCAGCCCACUGGCGUUCCGAGAGUUAUCUCGCGCACAAAGUGGCCCAUACGUUCACCACGUUGCCCAGCAAGUUCGCUCUGCCUACCGGGGUGCCUGGAAGACUUCGAUUGUCCGACAAAACCCGGGAAGCUAGAAGAGUAAUGCUGUCGGACAUCAGCUUCACUAGCAUGGUGCCAGAGUUGUCCAGAAGCGCCGAUCAUCUCUGCCACGACCCACACGCACAGACUUGUUUCAGUUCUCGCGGCUGUGGCCUUCGAACACCGGACGUGCAUCGCCGCGAAUCGCUCGGCUCUCCUGCGGGAUUUUGGCCUCGUUGCAACCCCAGCACAGGACUUCCGAGUCCGUGCGAUUGCCGCCUCUCCACCGACUUUUACUCCUCUCGAUAUCGUGGCUCUUUGUCUUCGAUCCCGUCGCCUGGAUUGGAGGUUGUCGGUGGCCCGUCUCGAAGACACUCGUGGAGAGCAACCGCGACGUCCUUCGAUACCUGGAGAGUUCCGGCGGCCACUUCUACCCCCAGACCAACCUGGUCCUCUAUGCCCUCUUCGCCUACACACGUGCACCCUCCUGCGACGUCCUCGAAAGCUUCUAAGAGCGUUCCAAAGAGGACGCGAUCGAAGGUCACUUUCCAAGAAUGCCCGAUGACGCGAGGCAGUCUGCCAAAUCUGCGCUCGGAUUUGGUGACCGGCGAUAACAGCGGCGAUUCGACCGAAUCGUUGAUCGACGAGGCUGAGGAUUAUUUACGACGGAGCAUCGACUCGAUGCUGACGAUCUCCAGUAGCGGCGUCAGUUCCGACUAUUGGAGCCGACAGACAGCCAGGCGGAGACGUACGCGGCGAUACUCCGAGCCUGAUCUAAUCCGUGAUUGGCAUCCCCCGCAGGAUGCUAGACCGUACCUGCCAAAGAUACCAAGAGAUCUCAAGCUGGAUCAUCUCGUGAAGGUUAUAUCGCCGGAGGGUAAAGUUCUUCAAGGACGAGUGAGAUACGUCGGACCUGUGCCAAGUCGAGAGGAAACUCACGUGGGUGUGGAGUUACCCUAUUUGAAUGGCUCCUCCGACGGCACUUUUCACGGCAGAAGAUUCUUCGAUUGCGAUCCCGGCCGUGCAAUCUUCGUCCCCUUCAAGAAAGUGAUCCUGGCCUGGUGCACUACUUGACCCGAACCGCCGACCAGCCUCACGACUCCCCGAAUUUUGCUGUCUCAGUACACCAUGUGAAUGGAAGAAGAAAACGACGAAACACGUACGUACGCGCGAUCUCUGAUUGGUUCAACAAGUACGUGACGCUCCUUUCCGUCGUGAUCGUCCACGAAGCUUCACUUAACGUACAAAAGCGGACAAGGGUAAGUUCACGUGAGAAGGAGACGCUUCGAAAGCUUCGCGAAGGGACGUUUGACGGCGGUCGAUACGACCGACGUACGUCGCAAACUCCAAACAACGAUCGGAAUUCGAAUCGUGUAUUUCGUCGAUUUUAAGCUGAUUCGUGCGAAAUUCCAUCCGAAUUCCUUCUUUUCUCCGAUCGUGCGAAGUACGUUCGAUCGCAUCGGCAAACGGACCUGGUUCCCUCGCCGGUACCUUAAGACGGAGAAAGGCGUUUUCCAUCGAUGAUCGAUGGUCGUUCGCGUUGGCGUAACCACGAAGACACGAGACGAGUUUGCGUUCUUUGAAAUUCGAAAACGAAGAGUCGAUGGGAACGACAGAUAAAAUAAUAAUAAACGACGAAUGCCAGCGUGCAACGAUCUUCAUCGACGCGUGUACUUAGGAGAUGUUCUAGAUAUCUCGUUGUCGAUCUCUGCGAACGAUUUCCGCCUGAAAAUCGGUGAAUCAGUAUUAUAAUUGUCGCGCGGGCCUGUAUGUUACAAACCUUGUGUAUCGUCGAACAGACGCGCAAGAAGAUAAUCGCAUCGAUGGAUCUCUCGCGAUACUUCGCAUCGAUCGAUCAUCCGUUCGUGAACGAUUCGAACUGAUAGCAAAGGGAGCGAUAGAGCGAGAGGAACAAGUUCUUAAGAGAAUAUUUAGAUUUAGCAAGGUUCGUCGUAAUACUAAUCUCUCGUCGUCGUAAUCGCAAUGAAGGACUCGUUAUUGUCAUUUACGAUCCUGUUUACCUGUUUCGCUUUAUCGUUUUUUCUUCUUCUUAAACGAAUGCACGUACACUUUGCAGCGUAUGCGAUACGUUGGAAAGGAAAGAGAGGAAAAACGCGUAUCCAAAGGAGAACACGUAGCACGAGUACGCUAGACAAAUACGAGACUAUUUUUAUAAUACUCUUUGAGAUCGUGAGAUUUUAAUUGAAGAAAAGAAAUCUGUCGGAAGCGUUUUUUAAUUGUAGUUGUAGACUCGUCGUUAAUACCACAUCGAUAAAGGGAAUACGUUUCUUUUAGGCUCGAACGAAACGGCAGAAACGGUAUAUAGGAAAAUAAAGGGGAAUAUUUCAUAAUUGAUCGUUAGUUUCUUAAAUUUAGGUUCGCGAUGUUUAACGGUCAACGAAAAUAAGUAAAUAAGCGGAUAAUUAAGGAGAUAUUUUGGCCGGGAUAAUCGAUGAAAUUGUUUUCUACGGGAAAACUGGAAACGUUGUGAACUCGGACCGUUCAAUACGCGGCAGUCUACUUUCUGCAUUCGAUCGAUAUCGCGUAAAUGAUUCUUCAAGUCGUGUCGACUGCUUUUGCAUCAAUUUUCUGAUAAUUUUACGGAUAAACGCGAGAUCGUGUUCGUACCUUUAUCAACGUAUUUUUGCUUAAUCUUUUGCUCGAAAUUUAGAGCAGAAACUCGAUUGUCUCUUAGACGAUUAAAAUUAGAGGAAAGCUCGUAAAAGUUCGCCCAAGGCAGAACAAAUUGCUGGAAUUUUUCUUAGAAGGACGAUCAGGCAAUUACGAAGGAUUCUCGCGAGAAAGUUCGAUACAACAGAUUCUUCUACAUUUUAUAUACACGUUACGUUCGAUACUUAACGUUUACGGAGUUUCCCGUAACAGGCGAGAAGAAGGUGACGUGUGUCUGAGAAAAGAAAUCGAAAGGCUCGGAAUUCUUCUUUCUAAUAACACGGAUUUGAUAAGUAAACGGUCGAAUCGAUCGUUAUUUAUACAUAAAGUAUAAGAAACACAUACACGCGCACAGAAGUCUAUCAUAAACGAUAUCAUCGUGCAAAAGAAAACAUACGUUCGAAGUUAAAGUUUUCACUGUACGCUGACAACAUUUUCCCUCGUCCUCUGCAACUACCAAAAAAGAAAAAAAGGAAGAGAAAAGAUGAAUCUCUAGUUCCAUCCUCGUCGUCUACCUUCGUUUCGCGAAUACCACGAAAUUCCUAGAAUAUCCAUGGAAUCAGUCCCAGCGUGUUACUAUUUCACGUUCGUCGUGCCGAAUCAAUUCCCAGCAAAAUUUCCUACGUUUCUGUUUGAAGAACCGAACGAUCCUGGAAAAACGAUACUCGUUAAAUUCCACGUUGUCCGUGCAAUUUCGACAUUUCAUUCCGUGCAUUUUUCCUCUCUCGUCGAUCUCGCAGUUCCAUUUCCACGCUCUUUGCUCCGUUUCGAAAUUUCACUCCUCUGGCGUUCUCCGUUCGAUUUUCCAAGCAGAAUUGACCCGUUGCCUUCUCUCGACCAACGCAACGCCCGUUACGGGAAACUCUGCGCGUAGUACACCGUUGAACGCGCGUUACCGAAGUGACAAUAUCGAUUCCUCGCUGCGACUCGGCCCCAUGCAAAGUGAUAACGCGUCGACGACGAUGUUAACGAAAACUAUGGGCGAAUCGACUUGUUCGCCGACGACUGACGGCGCAAAAGGAUUCACGCGCGUCUCCAUCACGCGUGGAUCGCAGCAUCCAGCGUCGAAGAUGUUCGCGUGAUCAUGCGAAACGCUGUGCGUAUUCUACGCCAUCGCGUGUGUGUAUACUCGUUCGAAGAAAUAUAGUGCGUUGGAAAUUAAUGGUCGAAACGUGUUUCGGGUAUCUGGGCGAAUUUCGCGCGAUUAUCAUUCUUCGAAGAAUGUACAUACGUAGAAUAUGUAUGUACAGGGUGGUUGGUACAACUGGUGGUACAAGCGGAAAAGGAGGUGAUUCUACGCGAAAAAAGAAGUCGAAAAUAUAGAAUAAGAAUUUUUCGUUCGAGGCUUUGUUUUCGAGAAAAUCCACUUUGAAUUUUCGCUCGGUACGUCUCGUUAUAACGGAUCUCACCGUAGAUCGUUGUCUCGAUUGACGUUAUUUUUUAAUUUUUAAAAUUUUUAAAUUUGUAUUCUAUAUUUUCGACUUCUUUUUCCGCUUGUACCACCAGUUACCAACCACCCUGUAUAUUGCAAUUGUAUCUCGCAGAAUGUUACAUCUUGCGAUUAGACCAAGCGCCCUGCGCACAGUUUGUCGUUAAAAGUCUGAGCGAGAAGAUAAUAAGAGAAGAAGGGAACAGAAGUUGUUGAGAAUUGAACGUGAAAAUCGAGUAUGCACGCAUGCUCUCGCGCGGUUUUAUUAAGUCUAGAAAUAUCGUUGUACGAUUCGUGUUGUUGCUCGUGUUUACCGUAUGUUGUACAAAGUGGUCUAUGUAAUUGGAACGAGCGAGAAAGUGCUUCUUUCCUGGUCGUAGUUGCAACGAUAUUUUACGAUCGUACGUCGUUCUCGCAUAGAAGCGGUACGUAGUUUCCGUUUGCAAGGGGACAAUCGUCUCGUUAUUUCAUAUCGGCGAAUAUGCUGAUAGACGAGCGAUCGAUUUCACGACGACGCUUUAAAUAGCGAUGUUUGUCGAAGAACCGCUUGCCGAAACCGGAAAGCAACGGCUCGUUCCAGCUUCACGGACCGCUCGGUAUAACGAAGAAUAAUUAGCGAAAUAAGCGUGUCCUCGCUUAAGGACUAUUUCCUGUUAGCCCUCGACUGGCACCUUUGAGUCGUGAUUAACCGCAACGGUUUCCAUUAACAAGGAAGAUUAAAAAGGAAUCAAGAAACAACAACAAGAGGAAAAAAAAUCGAGUGAUCUUGCCAAAGUAAACGACUCAACGAUACCAGGAUCGAGGACCAAUAUGCAAAAAUUGUUGGAAAUCAAUUUUUAUUCCAACGUAAUGGUGCUCCGUUACGCUCCUAUGAACGUACUGCGAAAAAUGUUCAACAUCGACGUCCUCGAAAAGGAAGCAUCCUCGCAAGGACGUGGCGUACAAUAUUUUCGACCUACGUUCUCGCGCGCGAUCAUCAUCCCCUUUCGGUUCGUCGACUUUCCACGAACCUCGACUUACGUUCGGUCGCCGAGAAGUUGAAGCUUCUAAUCGUGGAAUAGCGUCUACACGCUGACGUAUGUCGAUGUAUCGGAUACGCCGUCGUUCGAGGGCUUCGAAUCCACGGCUGCGCUAUAUUUCUUCAAACUGGAGUACGUCUGUACGUGCGCGCGUAAUACGCUGGAAAGUGAGGAGGAGCAAGAGCGCGUAACAGACGGAACGAGGAGGCGACAGCCGUUCGCGUCGUUGUUCGCGCCGUUGUUCGACGACGAUGUAAAGAGGACGUUGCGAAGAAACGUAAGAAGAGGAUAAAAGAGGAAAGACAGAGAGGCUAUACACGUGUACAUUAUUGUCCGGCGGAGUUUUCAAGUAUUUAAGAGGCUAUAGGACACUCUGUACAAUCCGAGCUGUGUAUAUCUUAAUCGCUGUGCAUCCGUGGAGAAACAUAAUAUUUAAACGCGUGUCUGUAUUCCUGUAUCUGUAUAUCCGUGCAACAUGUAAACGGCAUGACAAACAGUCGCAGUACCGUUUUAACGAUUUUAAGCGAAAUACUACGCAAGUAUAAGCUGACGCUAACUAACGGAGUUCUAGUUGUUAGACUUUUAAUCGAGCGUCUUCGUUCGAAGGACUGUCUCGAGAUAUCCUUUUCAAACGCGUCCAGUUGAUCCAUCGACAGGCCGAACGUUUUGCGUUAACGGGACCUUUCAUUCUGCUAUCUGUUUCUACCAUUUGUCUAUUUAUUAUCGAAUUUCGUCUUUGGACAUUGGACGAAGGGCAAUUACGAUAUUACCAAGUUCCAACUUUAAUUCGUUCUCCUGAUUGACUUCCCACGCGUUGUCAAUUGUCCUGGUCGUUGAUGGAUUAACGACGCGUCCAAGACUCGUCGAUGUUACGGAUAUCGUCCUUCUCGCGCUCCGUGCGAACAGAUUCGUCUGGCCAUCGACGAUGAAUCCGCGAAUCGCGUUCUGAUCGAACGAUAGAGGCAAGUCGAUCGCGAGAGCAACUUUGUACGGCGACUGGCGAAGAUCGAGCUCGACGUAGGAUCUUAUUUCGUUAAAUGUGGAUCAAUCGGGUCGUUGCUUAUGCCAAAUAAUUUUUCUUACGAAACGUAUCGACGGAUGUGUCGUUGCAAAACUCGCCGAGUAUUACAACCACGAUACAAGGGGUAUCUUCGAGUUUCGAAUCCGAUUUCGGUGACAGAUGGAAAAGUAGCGGUGUGAAUCUCGUUUAGCCUUCGUUGUUUGUCUUGUUCUUCGACUCGAAGCCCGGAAAAAGACCGGUGAAAAGUUAUUUUUAUAUCCUGACGGUAUUCAUCGUCGGCAUUGCAGACUCGUUGCAUAUUCAUCGAAUCUGCGUGGUAUACUGCUCGCCCGUGAGACUGUUCGCAGUUGCCUGUCAUAAUUUCAGAUAAUAACAGUAGUAGAAUCAAGGACAAACAUCGGCCGUAAUCCGCCAUUAGCGUCUCGAUAGCCAGCAAACGCAAGUUACUCAACUGGAAUUGCAUUUUACCGUGAAAGAGGAAAAGAGGCGCCGCACUUACCGCGAGGAAUCGUCGCAGUACGUGAGACUCGCUGGCUCAAUGGGAAAAAUUUCUUACGCACAGUGUCUAGUACCUGCAUCUUCAUUUUCUAUUAAAUCCCGAGAUCCGGAUAAUUUUAUAACGUUAAAAUAUUUUGAAUAUCGAAAAAUCUUCGCAAAAGAAAAAAAUAGAA